UCUGCUGCGGCCGGGGGCCCGGGGAGGCCACUUGGAGCUGCACCUGGGGCCGGGCACCCUCUGGCCUCUGUGCCUGCGGUGAUGUCACAGGGGCUACCUAGCAACAGGGCCAGUGCCUGUGGGCAGCUCCCUGCCGGGCAGAAGCCAUGUGCUCUGGCUGAGGGCCCCUCGGGAGCGCCACCCCACUCUGCUGUGACCAGAAGGCGGGGAGGAUGGACAAGGACGGCACGGCCACCCACCGAAGGCACCGGCCUGGCCCCGGCGCCCCUCCCUCGGGCGUGGGCCCUGCACACCUCAAGGCGGCCAGCGAGGUGCAGCGGAGCCGAAGUGUGGGCGGCCUGCUCCAGAAGGGGGACCCGCCAAGCUGCAUCAAGAGGCUGUGCAAGGAGCCAGAGUCCGAAGACCCGGGGAAGGACGUCAGGAGCGAAGCAGAAGACGCCAGCUGCCAGGCCAGCCUGGAGGACAAGCAGGACGGGGGCCAGGAUGCCCGUGGGCAGGCGCCGGAGGACGCGAAGGUGGAGGAGGCCAGCACCCGCCGUGAGCAGCCAGCUGGAGGGGAGGACGGGGACGAGUGCACCCCAGAGGACAAGGAGCAGGAGCCUGAGUCCAUCAAGCUAGAUGACCUUCUGGAGAAGGAGAAACCAUCUGUGUUUGUGGAGAUUGACCUUGGAGACCGUGCUGAGGAGGUGGUCACGUGCAUCACGAAAGAAGAGAAGCGGUCCCAGAAGGACAUGGGGGAUGUGUCAGAGGACGAGUCCAGGACCAGCUGGGUGUGCUGUAUCCCGUACUCCACCAGAAAGAAGGUGAAGCAGAGUGCGCAGCCUGGAGAAGUAACUGGGCCUCCACUUGGCUCCUGGGCCAGCUGCCAGGGAGGGGUGAGGACGCAGACAGCUGUCCUGAGACACCGGAGGAGCCUGCUUCAGAGGCGCCAUGACCGCUCCAACAGGAUGCUCCGCCCCUGGGAAGCGACGAGGCCAUCUUCGAAACACGCAAUAAAAAGUGAACGAAAGGGCGGGGCUUGGCAGCCCGCCUCCGGCCACGUGUCUGACUCAGCCCGAGACGGAGGACACAGCAUCACAGCGCCUCCUGAGGACGGCCCACGGCCUCCACCAGUAGGCACAGCCUCCCAAGCAAGUGUCCCCUCGUCCUUGCCCCUGAGUGGCAGCUCCCUGUCCUGGCACCUAGCCACCAAGAUGGCCAUUGAGAGAAGCUUCCGGAGAAUCGGCCAGAGGAGGCCACAGGCCAGGAGUGUGACUGGUCCCCAGCCGAGAGACCCCUACCUGGGGAGCUGGGCCACAGCCGGCAGAGACGACACCGUGACCCGGACCUGCAGGGUACGAAGAGCUGACAGCCUCGCCAAGAGCGAGCCCUAA
This is a messenger RNA of Capra hircus (goat), 1373 nucleotides long. RefSeq lists its product as uncharacterized. The record is from RefSeq and is a predicted model, not a curated record. Lineage: Eukaryota; Metazoa; Chordata; Mammalia; Artiodactyla; Bovidae. The transcript is spliced from 10 exons. The coding region runs from base 213 to 1373 and encodes 386 amino acids.